Fulmarus glacialis (Northern fulmar) is the source of this 1844-nucleotide messenger RNA. RefSeq names its product leucine rich repeat containing 45 (gene LRRC45). Gene Ontology annotation, molecular function: protein binding. The record is from RefSeq and is a predicted model, not a curated record. Gene Ontology annotation, cellular component: centrosome. Lineage: Eukaryota; Metazoa; Chordata; Aves; Procellariiformes; Procellariidae. The transcript is spliced from 16 exons. The annotation marks the transcript as partial.
CUCAGGCAGAGGGUUACACAUAUGAAAUAAAUAACUGUCUGGUUUUUUUUUUUUCCUACUCAGGUGUAAAACUUCUGUUGCAUGGUCUUUGCUCCAACACCACAGUCAAAUCUUUAGAUUUGAAGGGAAAUAACCUGCGAACCGUGGGAGCUGAGGCUUUGGGAAAACUUCUUAGGCAGAACAAAUCCAUCAGGAGCCUAAUCUUGGAAUGGAACAGCCUUGGCAUGUGGGAGGAGGGCUUCUCCUUUUUCUGCCAAGGACUGGGAGCAAACAACUUUCUCCAGCGGCUAGAUCUGCGCAAUAACCAGAUCAAUCAUCAAGGAGCCGGAGAGCUGGCCAUGGCACUGAAACAAAAUGCCAGCCUUCAGGAGCUGGAUUUGCGUUGGAAUAACAUUGGGCUUCUGGGUGGCCGAGCUUUGCUGAACUGCCUGCACAGCAACAAGACCCUGAAGAGGCUGGAGCUGGCUGGGAACAAUGUUCCUAGUGACAUCCUGAAAGCUGUGGAACAAGCCAUGGAUCACAACCAAGACCGUCAGACUAUCCUGAGUGAGACCCAGAACCGAGCGUACAUACUCAGCAAGGAGGUUUUGAGUCUGAAGGAUGAGAAGACCAAGCAGUUCUUGGAUUUGAUGGACACUAUAGACAAGCAAAGAGAAGAAAUAGCCAGGAGUGGCAGGAUGUCUGCAGCACAAGUCAGCCAGCUGCAGGAAGCAUUGGAUGAGCAGCACUCUAUUAUGAAUUCACUGAAAGCCAAGCUGCAGAUGACUGAAGCUGCCCUGGCUCUGUCCGAGCAGAAGGUGCACAAUUUGGGAGAGCUACUGAACACCACAAAACAGGAACAAACCAGCAUGGCUGAGCGCCACUUUACGGAGCUCCAGCAGCAAAAGCAGGAAGGUGCUGAUCGGGAAGGCAAGCUUUUGCAUGACUUGUCUGCUGCCAGUGAGAAAAAUCUGCUUCUAAGAAACCAGGUGGAUGAGUUGGAGAAGAAGUGCAAAGUUCAACGCCUGGAAAUGGAGAAGAGAAGAUUUAAACAAAGCCUUGAAGACAUGGAAUCCCUUCAGUUAAAAGAGGUGGAUCAUAUGACACAGCACAUUGAGGCCAGUGAACGUUCCAUGCAGGACAGGAUACAGAGGCUGGAAGCCAUCAGGAUAGCUCUGGAGGAGGAGCUGAGCCAAGUCAAAGCAGCUGCACUCACUCAGCGAGGCCAGGCAGAGGAGGAGUUAAUAAAAGUCCGGAAUCAGGCACGGUUGGAGGAGCAGCAACGACUAGAACACCUAGAAGAGAAGCUUCGGCUGAUGACUGAGUCACGGGAUGAAGCUCAGAACUGCUGCCUUAAGCAAAAACAAAUGGUUGGUGAGGCCCAAGCCAAAGCCAAUCAGUUGAGCCUGCAUGCUGAUCGACUCAGAAGGCGGCUAGAGGAACUUCAGCAGGACCUGAACAGUAAAGAAGAGGAGAAAGUGACAGAGGUGAAUAAAGUGAAAGUGGAAUUACAGGAGCAGAUUGGACACCUGCAGGCUGAACGCACAGCACAGGAAGGGCUGAGAGAGAAGAUUGCAGCCCUGGAGAGACAGCUGAAAGCCCUAUCAAGUAGUCACCGUGAGGCACUGCUGGACAAAGAAGGUGAAAUCUCAAUGCUGCUGGAGAAGCUGAGAAUGAAAGAAGCUGACAUCUCCAGGAUGAGGGAAGAAGAGGCCCAGCGAGCAAGUUUCUUGCAGAAUGCUAUCAUGGCAUAUGUGCAGGGCUCCCCUUUGGGAACCCACAGUUCUAGGAGGUGAGAGCGUGGCUUAAAGGAAGAGAGCAUGACCUGCUGUCAGGAAGAGGGUGAGCAACUCAGGUACAGCCCC